AUGGGGCCAGUGGAGUUGCCUCCAGGCAUUGGAGUUAGGCACCAGAGCCCGGCCAGGGACUGAGCACCACAGCGAUGCGAACAUCAGAUGGGGUAUAGGCUCCAGGGAGACUUUCUGAAUUCCUAUGUCCAGAUGCUCACCCAAAACAUCUCCCUGAUAAACACACCGGACACCGCUCUCAAGGUGUUGAGCAUCCUGGCCACGUUCGUCUGCGUGUGCGGCAUGAUGGGCAAUGGCCUGGUGGUCUGGCUGCUGAGCUGCCCAGGGCAGAGGACCCAGUUCUGCACGUACAUCCUCCACCUGGCCGUGGCUGACUUCCUAUUCCUCCUCUGCACAGCCGUCACCCUCUAUCUCGACCCCACCCUGCUGGCCUAUGAGGUGAUGGAGAGAGCGAGGUCCUUCACCUACACCACCAGCCUGACCCUCCUGACGGCCAUCAGCAUGCAGCGCUGCCUGUCUGUCCUCUUCCCCAUCUGGUACAAGUGUCACCGGCCCCAGCACCUGUCAGCCGUGGUGUGUGCCCUGCUCUGGGUGCUGUCCCUCCUGAUGAACAUGCUGGUCUCACUCUUCUGCAGGAAGUUCUGGUUCAGCCCAAGGCAGUGUUACACGGUGGACUCCGUCUUCAGUUUCCUCAUCAUGGGGAUCUUCACCCCAGUGAUGACCCUGUCCAGCGUGACCCUCUUCGUGCGGGUGCGGAGGAGCUCACAGCAGUGGGGGCGGCCGCAGCCCACGCGGCUGUACGUGGCCAUCCUGGCCUCUGUCACGAUGUUCCUCCUCUGCGCCCUGCCUCUGGGCAUCAGCUGGUACUUCCUCUAUUGGCUGGACCUGCCCCAGAACUGGAAGAUUCUUUUCCACCACAUGGCAUGCCUCUCCUCGGCCCUGAGCAGUAGCGCCAAUCCUGUCAUCUACUUCGUGGUGGGCAGCCAGGGACGCUGGUGCUUGCGGGAGCCCCCGGGGGCCAUACUCCGCAGGGUGCUGAGGGAGGAGCCUGAGGGGGAGGGGAGGGAGACACCCCCCACCAGCACCAACGAGCUGGGGGCCUGA
Enhydra lutris kenyoni (northern sea otter) is the source of this 1044-nucleotide messenger RNA. It is a transcript of the gene MRGPRD, whose product is annotated as MAS related GPR family member D. Gene Ontology annotation, biological process: G protein-coupled receptor signaling pathway. The record is from RefSeq and is a predicted model, not a curated record. Lineage: Eukaryota; Metazoa; Chordata; Mammalia; Carnivora; Mustelidae. Gene Ontology annotation, molecular function: G protein-coupled receptor activity. The transcript is spliced from 3 exons. Gene Ontology annotation, cellular component: membrane.